Messenger RNA from Glycine soja, 2086 nucleotides. RefSeq names its product QWRF motif-containing protein 3-like. Gene Ontology annotation, cellular component: nuclear microtubule; cytoplasm; centrosome. The transcript has 6 exons. Gene Ontology annotation, biological process: centrosome cycle; spindle assembly. The record is from RefSeq and is a predicted model, not a curated record. Gene Ontology annotation, molecular function: microtubule binding. NCBI's taxonomy places the organism in Eukaryota, Viridiplantae, Streptophyta, Magnoliopsida, Fabales, Fabaceae. The coding region runs from base 321 to 1847 and encodes 508 amino acids.
ACUAAUAGAGACUCUUCACCCCUCAAACAGGAAGAGCCAAAUUAUCGGCAAUGAUUUUCCACUUCCAUUCCUGUCUAGCUGCCAAACGUUAACUGUUCCUCAAUCCUCAUCAAUCAACAACAGUUGCUCCUCCAGCCAGUCCUCCUCCUGUACAAGGGCAUUCAAGUAAUUUGAAUCCAUGCCGGCGCAACAUUAUUAAUAGUAUGUUAAACAUUUCACCGCGCCAUUUUCAAGUGUCAACUGUAAUUACAUGCAAUCAAUACAAUUAAUAACACACGCGCCACGGUUCCAACUUCCAACAUCCUCUGUCUCUGUCUCCCAUGAAAACGCCAAACGGCUCUCCGGUUUCUAGUUCAUCUCCGAAACCUCGUCACCACCGAAACCGCGAACCCGGUUCAGCCACACACUCCAGCGAAUGCCACUCCCCGGUCCGACGCAAAUCCUCGAGCCCCGGCCGGCCACACGUCGUCAUCACGGAGGACGCCGGUCCCACGCGCCACCAACUAUGGCCUUCCACCGCGAAGAGAAGCUCCGGAACACUCGCCGAUCACAUAACCGAAGACAGAAUCAUAGAGCGCACUUCAACCGCAAAUAACAACACACCCACAACAAUUGGUGGCUCCGCGCGACACGUGGCAAGAUUUUCAACACCCUCAGAAUCUAAGAAACUAAGUUAUAAUAACAACAACAUUGCUCCUGGAAGAUUGUCGUUGGAUGAAAACGCUAAGUCCUUCUCUUCUCGGAGACACUCCAGAAACUCUCUUGAAUUAGACUCUGACGCGGGAAAAAAAUUAACGUCAAAAAAAGCAGACCUGGAAGUUGCUAAAAGUGAUGCAACAACAACGCCGAGAAGGGCUAGGAGAGGAACUUCAGAUUCCAACGUUGCGAACUUGAAUGGUGAUUCCUCCUCCUCCGUUUUGAAACGGUUCACGUUGAAAACUGCUAUAAGGAGGGCGAAUUCGCUCGCUGGAACGUACAAGAGUUCCAAGACUUCGUGGGCUUUGUCUCCGGGGAGGUCGGAGUCACCGGCUAUGUCGGUUGAGAGCAUGGAUAAAGCGGUGUCGUUUUCGAGCUUCAAGGUCCCACCCACUAGUCCUACGAAGGUGAAAGGGGUGGAGAAGUUACUCAACAUGGGUUUUGAUCUCUUCAAGGGUAAGAAAAGUGGUGGCUUUGGCUCUUUGUCGCCCGUUGGUUUUGGAGUUCACUCGGAGGUUGUUCAUAGGCUUCGUUUGCUUGAUAAUCGCUUGGUUCAAUGGCGGUUUGCGAAUGCUAGAGCACAAGUUGUCAAUGGAAACACUUCUCACAAGGCUCAGAGCAAUUUGAUAUGUGUUUGGGACGGUCUCACAAAGUUACAGCAAUCUGUUCUGAAAAAGAAGAUACAGUUUGUCAGAGAAAAACUUGAAAUGAAGAUCGCUUUUGUACUGUAUUCUCAAAUGAAGCUACUGGAAGCUUGGGGAGGAAUGGAAAGGCAACACUUACUAGCAAUUACUGCCAUCAAAGAGUGUUUGCAUUCGGUUGUUUGCAGAGUUCCUAUUUUGGAAGGUGCUAAGGUGAACAUGCAACCAACGUCCAUUGCUCUACGGCAUGCAUCUGAUCUCACAGUUUCCAUCAAGUCAAUUUUAACUACUUUUUCAUCCUCAGAGGUUGAUAAGAUUUCAGCAACGCUAUCAGAAUUAGCAAAAGUUGUUGCACGAGAGAAACAGCUCUUAGAGGAGUUCUAUGAUCUUUUCCAGGCCAUAUGUGUCUUUGAGGUUCAGGAAAGAAGUGUAAAGUGCAAUCUCGUUCAACUUGAAGGUUGGCAACAAAAAUAUCAACGGCAGCAAUUACUACCAGAGAUCACUUCAUAGUUCAUAUAUCGCUAUAUAUUUAGAUAAUUAAUGGACGUUCAGAGAAAUAUGGAAGUAAUGAUUGACAAAUUUUGCUAAUAUUGCAACUGUUUACAUAUGGUCCUCAAAAGUCAAAACUAUAAUUGUUAUUCUAUACACGAGCAUGUACGAUUGGUUUACAUGUUACAGUGACCCUUCAUAUAAAGUAGCAAAUACAAAUUAAAUAAUGUAUUCCUAAAAAAUGAUAUUUUCCCCGUAAA